AUGUCGAUCCAACAAGUCCCCGAGAUCGUCGUCUCGACCUUCAACAGGGGCCUAGACACAUUCGCACAUAUUUUAUCGAAAGCCGAGCAACACGCCAAAGAGAAUGACAUUGACGUCAACUCCCUCGUAGAUGCUCGUGUGGUCGAGGACCAACUCCCGCUCUCUUUCCAGGUCCAAUUCACAAGCCGUGUCGUGCGGACGAACCUCGGCCGCCUGAGCGGCGAAGUCCUGCCACCAUGGGACGAGAAUGAGAAGACAUUCGAGGACCUGAAGAAGCGGGUCGAGCGAACGCAAGAGCUAGUGAAGUCGUUUGACUUGGCAAAGACGCAAGGAAAGGAGGGAGAGAAAUUUGAGAUGCAUUUCAAGGGCCAGGACCACACGAUUUAUCUGAUGGACUUCAUGUUGACUCAUGUACUGCCAAAUUUCUUCUUCCAUAUUUCAACAGCAUACUCCAUCUUGAGGGCGAAGGGUGUCCCGCUUGGUAAGGAAGAUUGGUUGGGCGGAUUCUUGGGUCUGUAG
Molecule: messenger RNA, 519 nt
Organism: Neoarthrinium moseri
Lineage: Eukaryota; Fungi; Ascomycota; Sordariomycetes; Amphisphaeriales; Apiosporaceae
Exons: 2
Coding region: 1-519 (172 amino acids)
Source: RefSeq, a predicted model, not a curated record